CAGAGAGAGAAGGGGCAGGAGAGAGAGGGAAGGAAGGUCACCACAGGUCAGCAACUACCUGAGAGUUUCAGCUUCUACUCUUAGCAACUCAUCAGUAUUCACUGCCCGUCACCUUGGAAAAAGAAAAAAAAAGAAAAAGACACUGCUACUUACAACUCAUCAGCAAGUAAACUAAACUUAAAACAUAGUAGAAGCCACAGCAGCUGAAGCUGAUCCCCAGGUAGCAUGAAUAGCAUGAACCAGAUAGAUACAAACAUGCAGUACACCUACAACUAUGAAGAAGAUGAGUACAUGACCCAAGAAGAAGAAUGGGACAGGGACCUGCUCCUGGACCCAGCAUGGGAGAAACAGCAAAGGAAGACGUUUACAGCCUGGUGCAAUUCCCACCUCAGGAAGGCAGGCACGCAGAUUGAGAACAUUGAGGAGGACUUCAGAAAUGGCCUCAAACUGAUGCUCCUCUUGGAAGUUAUCUCAGGGGAAAGACUACCGAAACCAGACAGAGGGAAGAUGCGCUUCCAUAAAAUUGCUAAUGUCAACAAAGCUCUGGAUUAUAUUGCCAGCAAAGGAGUGAAACUUGUGUCAAUUGGUGCAGAAGAAAUUGUUGACGGCAAUGUGAAAAUGACACUGGGUAUGAUCUGGACUAUCAUUCUUCGCUUUGCUAUUCAGGAUAUUUCAGUGGAAGAGACCUCUGCCAAAGAAGGGCUGCUGCUGUGGUGUCAAAGGAAAACUGCUCCUUACAGAAAUGUGAACAUUCAGAACUUCCAUCUUAGCUGGAAAGAUGGCCUUGGAUUAUGUGCACUUAUCCACAGACACCGACCUGAUCUUAUUGACUACUCCAAGCUAAAUAAGGAUGACCCCAUAGGAAAUAUCAACCUUGCCAUGGAAAUUGCUGAAAAGCAUUUGGAUAUCCCUAAGAUGCUCGAUGCAGAAGAUAUUGUGAACACUCCCAAACCUGAUGAGAGAGCUAUCAUGACAUAUGUGUCCUGCUUCUACCAUGCUUUUGCUGGAGCAGAGCAGGCUGAAACUGCAGCUAACCGGAUCUGUAAGGUGCUUGCUGUGAAUCAGGAAAAUGAGAGGUUGAUGGAGGAGUACGAGAGACUAGCAAGUGAGCUUUUAGAAUGGAUUCGCCGGACAAUUCCUUGGCUGGAAAACAGGACUCCAGAAAAAACAAUGCAGGCUAUGCAGAAGAAACUAGAGGAUUUCCGGGACUACCGCCGCAAACACAAACCUCCCAAAGUCCAAGAGAAAUGUCAACUGGAGAUCAAUUUCAACACCCUGCAGACAAAAUUGAGAAUCAGCAAUCGGCCAGCUUUCAUGCCAUCAGAGGGGAAAAUGGUUUCAGAUAUUGCCGGCGCUUGGCAGAGACUUGAACAAGCUGAGAAAGGCUAUGAAGAGUGGCUGCUGAAUGAAAUACGAAGGCUAGAAAGACUUGAACACUUGGCUGAGAAAUUUAGGCAGAAAGCUUCCACUCAUGAACAGUGGGCAUAUGGCAAAGAGCAGAUCUUGCUUCAGAAGGAUUAUGAAUCUGCUUCUCUGACAGAAGUCCGCGCCAUGUUAAGGAAACAUGAAGCUUUUGAGAGCGAUUUGGCUGCUCACCAGGACAGGGUGGAACAGAUCGCUGCCAUUGCCCAGGAGCUGAAUGAACUGGACUACCAUGAUGCUGCAAGUGUCAAUGAUAGAUGCCAAAAGAUAUGUGACCAAUGGGACAGCCUGGGAACACUUACUCAGAAAAGGAGAGAGGCACUGGAGAGGACAGAGAAGUUGCUCGAAACAAUUGAUCAGCUUCACCUGGAGUUUGCCAAAAGAGCUGCUCCUUUCAACAACUGGAUGGAAGGUGCUAUGGAAGACCUACAGGACAUGUUUAUUGUUCAUAGCAUAGAAGAAAUUCAGAGUUUAAUCUCUGCACAUGAUCAAUUUAAAGCUACUUUGCCGGAGGCAGAUGGUGAAAGACAGGCCAUACUGUCAAUCCAGAAUGAAGUUGAAAAAGUUAUUCAGAGUUACAGCAUGAGAAUAAGUGCAACUAAUCCUUACAGCACUGUUACUGUGGAUGAGAUUCGUAGCAAGUGGGAAAAGGUGAAGCAGCUGGUGCCCCAGAGGGAUCAAUCCUUGCAGGAGGAACUAGCCCGUCAGCAUGCCAAUGAGCGCCUGCGUCGCCAGUUUGCUGCUCAGGCCAAUGUCAUUGGGCCAUGGAUCCAGACCAAGAUGGAGGAAAUUGCCCGCAGCUCUAUUGAAAUGACAGGGCCUUUGGAGGACCAGAUGAAUCAGCUGAAGCAAUAUGAGCACAAUAUCAUUAACUAUAAACACAACAUUGACAAACUGGAAGGAGAUCAUCAGCUUAUACAGGAAGCUCUGGUGUUCGACAACAAGCACACCAACUAUACUAUGGAGCACAUCCGUGUUGGAUGGGAGCUCCUGCUUACCACCAUUGCUCGAACUAUCAAUGAGGUUGAGACUCAGAUCCUCACAAGAGAUGCCAAGGGUAUCACCCAGGAACAAAUGAAUGAUUUCCGAGCAUCAUUCAAUCAUUUUGACAGGAGGAAGAAUGGAUUGAUGGACCACGAUGAUUUCAGAGCUUGCUUAAUUUCAAUGGGUUAUGAUUUGGGUGAAGCAGAGUUUGCCCGAAUCAUGUCUCUGGUUGACCCCAAUGGGCAAGGAACUGUCACUUUCCAGUCCUUCAUUGACUUCAUGACCAGAGAAACGGCAGACACAGACACAGCUGAGCAAGUGAUAGCUUCCUUCAGAAUCCUGGCUUCAGAUAAGCCUUAUAUCCUGGCAGAUGAGUUACGCCGAGAGCUGCCUCCUGAGCAAGCUCAAUACUGCAUCAAGAGAAUGCCUCCAUACACCGGCCCAGGUUCUGUUCCUGGGGCUCUGGAUUACACCUCAUUUUCGUCAGCACUGUAUGGAGAGAGUGACCUCUGAAUGUGUAAUUGGCCAUCUUCACGGUAGACACUAAAAAUACCCACCUUAUUGCCCAGAUUGCUUCUCAAAAGCUUUGACAAGCUGAUUUAAAAAUGAGUUUUACAAAUACAGUAGAUACCGUCAGUGUAAAGUACUAGUAACUAAAGUAACUAGUGUAUAUUCAAGUGUGUAGCAUGCUAGAUUUCUGCAUUGUUGAUUUUAGGUUGUCUGUCCCAUACAGUGAUAGAAAAAAUAU
Melopsittacus undulatus (budgerigar) is the source of this 3154-nucleotide messenger RNA. RefSeq names its product actinin alpha 2 (gene ACTN2). The coding region runs from base 226 to 2919 and encodes 897 amino acids. Gene Ontology annotation, biological process: actin cytoskeleton organization; muscle cell development. Lineage: Eukaryota; Metazoa; Chordata; Aves; Psittaciformes; Psittaculidae. The record is from RefSeq and is a predicted model, not a curated record. Gene Ontology annotation, molecular function: actin filament binding; calcium ion binding. The transcript is spliced from 21 exons. Gene Ontology annotation, cellular component: cortical actin cytoskeleton; cell junction; plasma membrane.